UACCUGUGCUGGAAUAAAAGCUGCUGCGUGCGCGGCUUUCCUUCGCUUACACAGUAUGGCCGGCGACAUUAGCUAGCGCUCGCUCUAUGCUUUUCUCUGUAACAGGGGAACACACGGAAUACAAGGAACCGAACCGCAUCGCCUGCACGCCUGCCCACUCCGCACUUCUUUCCUUCCACCCCGCGUCCACCUUCCUUCCCCCUUCGAAAGGACCCGUCGCCUUCCUCGCAACCGCUCGCUGGUAUUUUUUUUUUAAAGCUUAGUAUAAGAGUACUACCCCGUCAAAGGUGAAACCUGCCUGGACGGGCUGCGACGCGGCCCCGAAAAACGCCAGUAGUAGUGACCAGCCGUAGCCAGUGUGUAGGUGAGGAGGAGAAGGAGGGCGGCGGCGGCAGCAGCAGCAGUUUGGUCGGGGGUGCCUGUCGUUAAUUUCUGUGGUUGUUGGUUUUGCGGAGUUGUCUCACCAUGAUGGAGGAGAACGGUGCACACUUCUUCGAAGGGACUGAGAAGCUCCUGGAGGUGUGGUUCGCCCAGCAACAGCCCUCGCAGCAGGAGCCACACCAGAGCAAGGGGUCCGGCGACCUCCGCACCAUUCCCAGGUUUGAAUGGGACAAACUUUUGGAGAAUGUGCAUUGUUUGAUCAUUAGUGUGACAAAAACUGACAAGCAGGAAGCUUAUGUACUCAGUGAGAGUAGCAUGUUUGUCUCCAAGAGACGUUUCAUUUUGAAGACAUGUGGUACCACCCUCUUACUGCAGGCACUGGUUCCCCUGUUAGAGCUUGCUAGAGAAUACUGUGGGUUUGACUCUAUUCAGAGCUUCUUCUAUUCACGUAAGAAUUUUAUGAAGCCUUCCCACCAAGAGUACCCACACAGGAAUUUCCAGGAAGAAGUAGAGUUCCUUAAUGAAAUAUUUCCAAAUGAGCCUGAUGGGAGCAGGGUUGCAGGAUGUAAAUAUAGUGGAGAUGGAGCAGCUUAUUGCAUGGGCCGUAUGAAUUCUGACUGCUGGUACUUGUACACCCUGGAUUUUCCAGAGAGUCGAGUAAUCAGUCAGCCAGAUCAAACACUGGAAAUUCUGAUGAGCGAGCUUGACCCAGUAGUUAUGGACCAGUUCUACAUGAAAGAUGGUGUUACUGCAAAUGAUGUCACUCGUGUGAGUGGAAUUCGUGACCUGAUACCAGGUUCUGUCAUUGAUGCUACAAUGUUCAAUCCUUGUGGGUAUUCAAUGAAUGGGAUGAAAUCAGAUGGAACUUAUUGGACUAUUCACAUCACUCCAGAACCAGAGUUUUCAUAUGUUAGUUUUGAAACAAACAUAAGUCAGACAUCCUAUGAUGACCUAAUUGGAAAGGUCAUAGAUAUUUUUAAACCAGGAAAAUUUGUGACAACCCUCUUUGUUAAUCAGAGCUCAAAAUGUCGCACAGUGUUUUCUUCAGCCCAGAAGAUUGAAGGUUUUAAGCGUCUAGAUCGUCAGAUUGCUCAGUUCAAUGACUACAACUUCGUUUUUACCAGUUUUGCCAAGAACAAGCAGCAGAGUUGAUUAAGAGAAAUGAAGAAAAAACGCAAAAAGAUACCCCAUAGAGGAGGUGGUGAUUGCUUUCUAGUUAAUGAUUCAAGGGGCCAUAUUUUUCAUUUCCACCUCGUAGUCACAGAAAGCCCUAGAUGUAAUCAUAGUAUAAUUUUCAAUUUUAUGCAUUAUUAUAUCAAAAAUUUAGAUAUAUUGCAUGAAUGCUCUCUUCUGUGUUUAGGUAUUCUAUUUCACUCUUGCUGUGAAAUUGAAAUUCAUGUAGAAAAAUUUUACUGUAUGAAACUUUACCACACUUGUAAAAACAAUUCAAGUAGGAUUACAUGCAGUAUAGUUUUUCUCCAAGUAUCACCAAAAAUUCCCCACAGACAAGGAUUUCGUCCUCAUUAGAAUAACCCUAAGCCUACUUAUCUGGAACAGCUAGUUGUUGCUUAUUUUUUAAUAAAUAUAUACUGUUACUUCAGACUUUUAAAAAAUUUCUUGAAGUUACGGUAUACAAACUCAAAUCUUUUUGAGUUAUUAACUCAAUGGCAGGCUCAAUUUUUUUUGGUUAGAAGUAUUGAGACUGAUAGAACAAGACUACUUACACAUAGACUACUUUACUAUUUUUGUUUGAGUUCUGUAAAAAUUUGUUACUACUUUAGGCCUGUAGACCUUUCCAGAGCCACCUAAGAUAAAAAAUGAACUUGAUUUAAUGCACUAACUGUUUACAUCUGGAAACUUACUAAUUGGUCACAAGUUAUUUUUAUUGUCUUUAAAUUUAGGCCAAAACCAUCACGGUUCUGUUCACUGUUCAUGUUUUGCUGAAAGGCAGUCCCCAGCAACUAAUGGAAGUUUGUUGAACAACUAUUUAGCUGUACUGACAUUGAAUUUGGCUGGCACACCCGAGCUUGUCCCAGGCACUUCACAAACUUCAAAUACAGUUGCAGCCUUUCGGAACCCAACUUGCUAGGAGAUUGGUGCUGCUUAAUGUAACUUAGUUAUGGAGACUGCACAAAACUGUUAGUGCCCACUUCUUAUUGUGAAUUUAUAUGCUGGCUCAAAUGUUACUUCAUAGUAAUCCAACACCAUAUGUCCUUUCACACUGUGAUUUCACGUAACAUCAUUGUGCAUGUGAUAGUUAACUGAAUUUUAACAAUAUUGUGGCCUCAUCUGUGUUUCUUCCUAAUUAACGUGUGGUUCCUUUUACAUGACACAGAAGGCAUUGAGUGCUUUUUGCUAUAGCAAGCAAAAUCUGGAGAAUGUAGACACAGUGAAGUACAAUGCUUUGUAAAACAUAAAUAAAAUGGUAUAGGCAUCAAAUAGUCACUUCAUGGGUAUGGAGUUAACAAAUGCAAGCUUCUGAGAACGUGUGUGUUCAGGUAUGCUUGCAGAUAUUUGGGGUUUCAGCUGUUGUGAGACCAAGGAAGUCUGUUACAAAUUUUGACUCUUGUCCUUGCUAUGUUUUUGAUUCUCUGAAUAUGACAAUAUUUUGUUCCUUCUGUAUUCAUAAAUAACGCACUUUUUUAGUGUUUCUAAACUACUAAAUCUGCUUGGUUGGAAAUCAAGCAGGUGGAACACCUUGACUUUUUAUUUUAAAAAUAGUUUUUCUACCAAAAUUACUAAUUUGCUUCUAAGUAGCACCUGAAAGUUUAGGGUGUUCUAGAUUUUGAGGACCAAUGUUUCAAAUAUUUUUUGUUCCUGAGAAGUGCCCUAUGUGAAUGGCACUGCUUGUUGGCUUGAGGUCUGCUAAACUGAAGAUCCCAUUCUAAGUGAUACUGAAAAUGCAGAUUCGGGUGAAAAAAAGCCAUUGAUAGAAAGCUGUUGAAUGAAUAAUAAUGAACACUAGGGUGAACAAAAGAGGAGGUGAUGUUUGGUGUUAAAACUUCUCUCUGUGGUGUUAGACAUGAAUCAUUAAAAUGUACAAAAAUAUAUCUGUACCAGAAAUCAUAAUGCUUCAAUAAAAGUUUGCUUUUUGCAAUG
Gekko japonicus is the source of this 3480-nucleotide messenger RNA. RefSeq names its product adenosylmethionine decarboxylase 1 (gene AMD1). The coding region runs from base 466 to 1533 and encodes 355 amino acids. Gene Ontology annotation, cellular component: cytosol. The record is from RefSeq and is a predicted model, not a curated record. Gene Ontology annotation, biological process: spermine biosynthetic process; spermidine biosynthetic process. The transcript has 10 exons. Gene Ontology annotation, molecular function: adenosylmethionine decarboxylase activity. Lineage: Eukaryota; Metazoa; Chordata; Lepidosauria; Squamata; Gekkonidae.